GAGGCGCCACUUUAUAUUUAUCAUUGCUCAUGCAUGCACAUGUUGUAUACAGGCACACGAAUUUGUGGGUUGGAUGAAAUAUCCUAAAUGUCUUAAUUCAACUUGUGAUGAAUAUAUUGAUUUGUUUGUUUUACUUUUUACAGUGUUGAAUGAAGAGAAAGAAGACGUUGUUCUGAUAAGGUUAUACUUUAAUGUUGGACAGUUUUGCACCAGAGGACUUUGUAAUUUUACAAUGUUGGUGAAAAUAAUCAGAAUGUGAUAUUUAUCAGUGUAAAUGACAACAAUAUAACAAUGUUGUUUACCAAUCAAAUUAUUAAAAUAAGAGUAACCACGAUUACACCUUAAAAGAACACAACAUAUUGCAAUUAAGCUAUCUGCAAAAUAUUACAAUUACGUCAUUGAAGACUGUCUUUUAUUUGUUUUUUGUUUUCUGUUGUAAAUAUGUUCAUAUUUCAACGAUAAUACACUGUAAUUUUCUGAAAGUGUGUCAGAUUUCACAAAAUGGUUCAAACACCAGAGAAACUAUACAAAUGUGAAGUUUAUGUGAAAACAGUUUCUCAAAAGAAUCUUCUGCCUGCAGAUGAAUGUGUUAAGAUCAAGGGAACGUAUUACUAUUGUGAGUUUUGUAGGAAAGUUCUUUCUACUGGUGAAGAAUUAAAUGCUCAUAAACUCAUUCAUUCAGGAGAAAGACCUUACCCAUGUGAAGAUUGUGGGGAAGCAUUUGCUCAAAGUAGUGAGUUAUCAUCUCAUAAGCAGGAUGUUCAUGUGAAAAACAAACGCAAGCACUGUGAAAUAUGUGGAAAAUCCUUUUCCAAAAACAGUCAUCUCUCGAGUCAUAUACGUACUGUUCAUCUGGGAGAAAAGCCUUACCACUGUGAAAUUUGUGGGAAAUCAUUUACAACAGCAUUUGGUUUAUCAAGCCAUCAGAUUCUCCAUACAGGAAAUAAACCUUAUAUUUGUGAAAUUUGUGGGUUGGCAUUUUCAUUUUACAGUAACUUGGCCGGACAUAAACGUAUUCAUACUGGUGAGAAACGACAUCGCUGUGAAAUUUGUGGGAAAAAAUUUUCUAGGAACUGUGACCUUUCGGUGCACAAAUGUAUUCAUACUGAUGAAAAGCCAUUUUGCUGUAAUAUCUGUGGGAAAGCAUUUUCUAGAAAUAGUUCAUUAAAAGUUCACAAAUACACUCAUACUGGUGAAAAACCAUAUAAAUGUGAUAUUUGUGGAAAAGCAUUUCCCAGAAAUCAAGACCUUUCAGUUCAUAAAUAUGCACAUACUGGUAAAAAACCGCAUCAUUGUAAUAUUUGUGGAGAGGCAUUUUCUAGAAAGAGUUCAUUAAAAGUUCACACAUAUACUCAUACGGGUGAAAAACCAUACAAAUGUGAUAUUUGCGAAAAAGCAUUUCCAAGAAACCAUGAUCUUUCAGUUCAUAAAUAUAGCCAUACUAAUGAAAAACCAUAUCAUUGUAGUAUUUGUAGAAAAGGAUUUUGUAGAAGUGAUUCUUUAAAACGUCAUAGAUACACUCACACUGGUGAAAAACCAUAUAAAUGUGAUAUUUGUGGGAAAGCCUUUUCUAGAAAUUGUGAUCUUUCAGUUCAUAAAUAUUUGCAUACUGGUGAAAAUCCAUAUCAUUGUAGCAUUUGUGGAGAAGUAUUUGCUAGUAAUAGUUCGUUAAAAGUUCAUAAAUAUACUCAUUCUGAAGAGAAACCAUACAAAUGCGAGAUUUGUGGAAAAGCAUUUCCCAGAAAUUAUGACCUUUCAGUUCAUAAAUAUAGCCAUACCGGUGAAAAGCCAUACAAUUGUGACAUUUGUGGGAAAUCAUUUUCAAGAAAUGAUUCUUUAAAACGUCAUAAAUUUUCACAUACUGGAGAAAAACCAUACAAAUGUGAUAUUUGUGACAGAACAUUUUCUAGAAACUGUGACCUUUCAGUUCAUAAAUACAGUCAUAUUGGUGGAAACCUACAAACAUGACACUUGUAGAAUAACAUAUUUAAUAAUAUUUCAUUAACAAGACAUUGGAUUCACACUGAGAAAACAAUUGAAUAUCCGAGUCAUUUGUAGAGGAAUUUUUACUUAAUGGAAACUUAUUCCAGUAUAAUUGAGGUGGAAUAUUUAUAUAUUAAACUUUUAUUUUUAUGAAAAUAAACUUUAUGUACUUACUAUGUAAAA
Molecule: messenger RNA, 2166 nt
Organism: Octopus sinensis (East Asian common octopus)
Lineage: Eukaryota; Metazoa; Mollusca; Cephalopoda; Octopoda; Octopodidae
Product: zinc finger protein 726-like
Exons: 2
Coding region: 502-1968 (488 amino acids)
Biological process (GO): regulation of transcription by RNA polymerase II
Molecular function (GO): RNA polymerase II cis-regulatory region sequence-specific DNA binding; DNA-binding transcription factor activity
Source: RefSeq, a predicted model, not a curated record